UUUCAGUCCACCAGCUUCUUUUCUUGAUGGCCCUCUGGCCUCUCACUCAAGAUGAUGUUUUUUUUUAAAGUCAUAGCCUCUGAAUUGGGGAUUGAUGGAUUUCUUACCUCUGUUAAAUUCUUGAAGCAUCAGCCAUACAGUCUGCUCCACAGAUAAGGUAAAGUGUUAGAAGCUGGACUACAGGUCACCAGGCCUCGGUUGGAAAGCUGUGAGGAGCCAUCCAUUAGACCUGGAAGGAUGCGCAGCCAUCUGCACGUCGUUACUGUUGACGGGCGGAUGGGUGGUGGGCUUUGUUGGCUUCAACUGUACCCAUUCCACAGGCGAUCACAGUGAGGUGGGAGUGAGUGGGGUGCACAUGCUCAGGGUCACACAGGUAGGUGACAAAGUGGGACUACAGAUACAGCAAGCCGUGAGGACCUGCCGGUGAGGCGUGGGUGACUUGAACACUGUUCUUUUUUCCUAGUGAUUGCUGAGAGACCGAGUCAUCCUUUUGACAAACGAGUCAAUCCCGGCACUGGGCUGCGUGGAAAGUCGUACGGACAGCGCUUCAUGAUGGAUUUCCUCUUGGCUUCUGCCCCGUGACUCUGCUUUCAAACCAGAGAUUCUCCGACCCAGCGAACAUGGCUUACCAGAAGUUGAGGCUGACCUACGCGUGCCUGCUGUUGGUGGGAGCGCUGUGCUUGUAUUUCAGCAUGGCUCCUUAUAAAGAAGAGCCUUUCAUUUUCAAGAAAAAAUACGGGACGUUCCUUCAGCUCCCAGAUAUCGAUUGCAGGCAAGAUCCUCCCUUCCUUGUCCUGCUGGUGACUUCAUCCCACAAGCAGGUGGCCGCUCGCAUGGCCAUCCGGAAGACGUGGGGGGGAGAGAGGACAGUGAGCGGGAGGCAGGUGAGGACAUUCUUCCUCCUGGGGACCACGGCCAACCAGGACGAGAUGAGCGCGGUGGCCCAGGAAAGCCAGCAGCACGGCGACAUCAUCCAGAAGAACUUCAGGGAUGUCUACUUCAAUCUGACCCUCAAGACCAUGAUGGGCAUGGAGUGGGUCCACUACUUCUGUCCUCAGGUGGCUUUCGUGAUGAAGACAGACUCGGACAUGUUUGUGAACGUCCACUACCUGACCGAGCUACUCCUGAAGAAGAACAGGACAACGAGGUUUUUUACAGGCUUCCUGAAGCUCAACGAGUAUCCCAUCAGGAAGAAGUUCAAUAAGUGGUUUGUGAGUAAAUAUGAAUACCCCUGGGACAGGUACCCGCCCUUCUGCUCUGGCACCGGCUACGUCUUCUCCAGCGACGUGGCCAGCCAGGUGUACAACGUCUCCGAGAGCGUCCCCUUCAUUAAGCUUGAGGAUGUCUUUGUGGGGCUCUGCCUGGCAAAGCUGCAGAUCUGGCCCGAGGAGCUCCACUCCCAGCAGACGUUCUUCCCGGGGGGGUUACGCUUCUCCGUGUGCCGCUUUAGGAAGAUCGUGGCCUGCCAUUUCAUCACGCCCAAGGAGCUGCUGAUCUACUGGCAUGUCCUGGAGACCUCCCAGGAAGACUGUCCCGAGGUCUGAGUGGAGCCCAGUGGCACGUGGGUCCAAGAUCUUGGAUGGCGCUGCUGAGAAUCCUUAGGGGUACAGAGGGAGUGAGAAGGACGCAGGGAGCAGGACCCUGAGGACACUGUUCUCAGGGCUCCAGACCCAAACUAGAAUGAUGUGCGCUUAAACCAAGCUGCCCCAGGCAACACCCGCCCCACCUCUGGAGCACUGGGCUCCGGCUGAGCACCUGGUCCCCUCCUGCAUUGGCUCAUUUCAGGGCUCAGAGUCCCUGGGGGGUGGUGGGCACUAUCCUUCCUAUUUUACAGAUAAGGAAACAGUAGCCACAGAGGUACAGCCUCUGUCCCAAGGUUUAUAGCCAGCAGAGGUUGACCAGGCGUGGAAGCUGAGCAGGAAUCUGGCUGGCAGCCCCCAGUGGGGUCCCUCUGUCCCUCGGGAGGGGGUGGUGUUGUAAAGGCUGAGGAAGGCCUGGCAGCUGCACCCCGGCUCCCUUUCCAGAGAGCCCCUCCACUCCUGGCCUGAUGCUUUCCAGUGCUGAGACAGACUCCAGUCUGUCUCCAGUUCCUUACGUCCCUGGGGAUGACGGAGCUGGGCCCUGAGUCCUCAUUAGCGACGCGGUACUCAGCCCUGGGCACAUCCCAGAGGGUAGGCUGCCUGCGUGGCUGCAGCCCUCGCCCAGCUUCAGGUGGCAACUGACUUGACGACUUCGUCGGUUAGACUCAGAAGCCGCUUCCAGGGUUGCCUGUUGCGACUGGCCACACUGCUGAUGUCCCCAGGGUUGUGAUGCCUGUCCCCAGCCUUCAGGGACACCUGGUCUCUUUGCUGCAGGUCAGUGGGACGAGCCAUAGCCCUGGAGUACUUUAGGGCACUGAGUUCAGACUGAAGGCCGCUGGGCAUGCUGGAUUCCAGGAACUCGCUGGGCAUUUGGCUAGACCACAGCAAGCCGCUUUCAAGGACCCCGUAUUUACAAAACACUAAGGUGGACCCUGGUCCCAGGGAGUCUCCCUGUGUCUACGUCCCCCAACCUGACCCCAGGUCAUCGUCACUGAAUUUAUCACAUGGCCAAGGACCCACUGAGUCCUGUGGUUUGGAAUUUAACCUCUUUUCUCUCCCCCAGAGGAUUGUGUGAGCCCAUUUUGCAGGGCUGCAUGAACAGAGGGCACUUUUCUGCUAGGACUGUGACCAUUUGGCCACUGCCAGUGACAUACAGAGUGUCUUGCUCCUCAUUAAGGAA
Marmota flaviventris (yellow-bellied marmot) is the source of this 2760-nucleotide messenger RNA. NCBI's taxonomy places the organism in Eukaryota, Metazoa, Chordata, Mammalia, Rodentia, Sciuridae. The record is from RefSeq and is a predicted model, not a curated record.